AUGACAUCUAAAAACAGCCAACGGCUGUCAACUCAACAUGAUAUACAAGCAAUCGACAAAUUUGUUGAACAUUUAAAUGGAACAGUAAAUUCAUUAUUCGCUCAGCUUAUAAAUAGCGGCGAUAGUAUAGAUGAAAUCGAUCGUAAAAUGGUUGAUCAUAUUCGUAAACGCAUUUUGACAACUGAUGCAUCAAAAGUUCUUGAUAGUCAUCAAAGAGUUGUUGCUGCGUUGCAGGUAAUAGUCGAUUAUGCUUAUCCUGUAUUACUUCUUCGACAUUCAGCACCUAAUGCAGUGUCUACAUUGAUAUCACUAAUUGACUGGAUGUUUAUUCCUAAACUUGUUGAACGUAAAUGGCUGCCAGAAAUAACUCAGCUCUUUGAUCAAACAGUAGAUUCCUUUUUUGUGAUUCAUAGUUCAAAUCAAGGUAAUGAGCUUGGGGUCAAUCAAACUUCUGCAAAAAAUGCUUUUGCAUUGCUAUUGAAAAUGCUUAAUUCUGUUUAUGAAACAAAAACUGGUCGAAUUCAUACAAAAGUUAUGAAAAUCGUUCAAGCAUGCUGUCAUAGUAAAUUUGUACGUCGAAGUGAACUUGGAAUUAUAAUGGCAGAAGAUUUCUUUGGGCUUAUUUCAUACAUAUUGUAUGAACCUAUAUUCAUGCCUCCAAAAGAACACAUUACUGGUUCAACAUACAAAUUUUCUUGGUCUGAUUUCCGAUAUGAUGAAGUAGACCUUAAAGGCGAGGAGAAGGUAGAGUCAAAACCUCCAGCACGUCUACGACGUUUUGAAUCAAGACUUGUUCGUCCCAUCGUUAUUUGUCUAUUACUUGGCCUCAAGAAUGAUGAACGUAAAAAUCUUCCAGAAAUUAUUUGUCGUGCUUUGCAUACAAAAUUACCUAAGCAAAUUUCAUUGACUGCUUCUGGCUUGGAAAAUAUUUUUAAUGCGUUAAUUAAAACACCAGAUACUUUUAUGCUAUUCCUUGAUAAAAUUUCUGUGGAGGUAUCCAACAAGAAAACAACACUGCUUCCAAUAUUGUUUGAUGCACUGAUAGAACGAAAUCUUGUAUCAGAUAUGUGGAAAAUGUUUGAUAUUACUUCAAAAUUUGAACAAUAUUUAUUAUCUACCAUAAAAUGCGAAGAUGAUUUGAAACAAAAAACAGAUGUAAUUUGGAAUGCGUUUACACAAUCUGUUGAUGAUAAAUUUCAUGAAUUUGCAUCAAUUAUUGCUCCAAUGUUCGUACAAUGCUUGAUAGUAGGUCAAAAGAAGGGAUUAAAUAUUGAAUGUGGCAUAAAAUUAUCGACUGUAGCAGAAGAAAUGAUUCAUUUUUUUUUUGACAUUCUUCCUACAACUUCAUUCGGACAAACUUUAUCAUGCAUAUUUGCAUUAUUAAAAUUUAUUUUCAAUGAAGAAGAUUGUCAUAAGAUUCUUUUAACAAAUAUUAUUCCACGUAUUCAAACAGAAACAGGUUUUUACUGUUUUGUGCACAGUAAAACAUUUUUGGAUGACUUUCAUAUGGUAUUAGACGCACUUAAAACAUCGAAAUCUAAUGAGACUCUGAAAAAAAUUAUUUCCAUAAUUCUUCACAUAUUAACUAUGAUCAAUGAAAUGAAAUUAACAAAAGAUGAAUAUUUAUCAGUUACAAAAAUUCUUACAGAAUUAUGUGAAGAUAUUGAAUAUGGAAUAUUGACACGAGAAAUAUCAAUGCAACAUCUUGGUGACUUUUUGCAAAUGCUCAAUCAUGAUGAAAGUUAUAUAAGUACUUGUGCUGUUAAAUUAAUUGGUGCUACAUUUGAUAUGAAACCAAAAGAGCGCGAAUUAUUAUUGAAAAAUUAUGGAUUACCUCAAUUCUUUUCAGUUGAUGAAAUUAAGAAUACCAAUGGACUUAGUUUUUCAUCAACACUUGAAAAAGAACAUUUUUCUCAGGUUAAAGAAUUUUUAGAAAAAGAAAUUGACACUACACAUCAUAGUCAAUCAACAUGUGGUUCGGCUCGAAAUCAAUUAUUAAACAACGUUCAGAAUGACGUCACAUCUCAACCAGCGCCUAUAAGCGAUUAUAUACCGAUGGUUAUGACAAAAACAACACGUGAAAAUUUGUUGAUUAUUAUUGAAGCAGCAAAAAAUCCGAUACCACUACUUUUAGAAGGUGCUACUGGUGUAGGAAAAUCAGCCACGAUUACUGAAGCUGCACAUUCAUUCGGUGCAACUUUAGUUCCUUUUAAUCUUUCAUCACGAUCAACAGAAGAUGAUCUUUUUGGAAAAUUGAAUAUAAAUCGUUAUGGUAUAACAAUGAAUUAUCAACCAUUUACAAUUGCAUUUGAAAAAGGUUAUUGGAUUUUGCUUGAUGAAAUUAAUCUUGCACCAUCGCAAACAUUACAAGCAUUGAUUGCUUCCCUUGAUACAGGUAAAAUUACUUUAAAAGAUCCAUCACAGACAAAUUCCGUCAAAAUUAUUCAUCGUCAUCCUGAUUUUCGUCUAUUUGCAACACAAAAUCCGAAUUCUGGUUUUUUUAAAGGUAAAAGAGAAGAUUUACCAUCAUCAUUGCUUUCUCGUUUCGUACCUGUUAUAUUUCGUAAACUGCCUGAUGAUGAAUGGGUUGAUGUAAUUGUCAGUCGAUUAGAAAGUUUAAAACCAUUAGAAACAAAUAAAAGUUUAAGAAAAAUGGCUGAACAAAUAAUUAAAUUUCAUACAACAGUUGAAACUUUAAUUCAAGGUGAUUUAUCAAGUACGCAACGUAAGCAAACAUUUCCAGAAAUUGGACCCUAUGCUGAAAUAUCAAUUCGUGAAUUACUUCGAUUAACAUCACAUAUUACAUUACUAAUGAAAUCGAAGAUUUGGAAAUCAAUUGAUACAGAUGAAGGAAAACAAUUACUCUCAAGUGAAAUGUGGACAAUAUAUGGAGCUAGAUUUCGUCGUGAAGGACGACAAGUAAUUUGCGAAACAAUAAAAAAAAUGGGCUUUGUUUAUGACAUAUAUCAAAACCGGAGUACUACAGUUAGUAUGGUUAUUAAACAUGAUUGUCUUCAUUUUGAUUCUAAUCAUCGCCUUCAACGAAAUUUAAUUGAACAAAGCGUUUUGGAAUCUAUCAAUACACAAUAUGCUGUUGACAUUUUUAAAUCAUUUAAGAUUCAAGGACUAGAAAAUAACUUAAAUAUCGAAAAACUUGAGAUUCUAACGAAAGAAGCUGCUCACAUCCAUAGUCACAUACAACAAACAUGUUUUAACGCUAAAUUUAUAGAAAAAUAUGGACUGUAUAACGUACAACAAAUAUGGCUAAAACAAUGGCUUCAAUUGGUGUUCUCUAAAAUUGGUAGUAAUAAAAAUUAUGAAGAGACUUUUGCUGCAUGUGGGAUUGUAUUUUAUGCUUUAAGAUUUCGCUUCAAAGAAAUACAAGAAAAUUUUUGUGAAAAAAUUAAUUCAUCGUUUAAGACUAACAUUGAUAUACAAACAGCUAAACAAAAAGUUGGUGAUAUAUCUGCAUUAAUAUCUGCUGCAUCUGUAUUUGUUAUUACACGACGAGUAGAACAAGUUUGGAAACAAAUGGUUUCAGCAUUUAGCGUUAAUGAGCCAAUUUUAAUUGUUGGAGAAGUCGGUUGUGGUAAAAGUGAAACUGUUACCGCUUUGAUGCUCUUAAUUCAAAAAAAAUUAUUUUCAUUAACAUUUUCACCCGAAACAGAUCCAUCAGAUCUUGUUGGACAAUUUAUUCCAGUUGGAAACAAUUCAAAUAAUAACGGCAAUCUUGUCGAUUGGAGUAAUGGUAUUGUAACAGAUGCUAUAAAACAUGAUGCUGGACUUUUACUUGAUAAUUUAAGCGAUGCUGAUUCAUGUGUAUUAGAAAGAUUAAAUUCAUUAUUAGAGCAACCGUCUGUUUGGGUAUUAACUGAAAAAGGUGAUACAGAACCAAUGAAAAUACCAAAAAACUUUCGUAUAAUUGCAACAAUGUCUCCAACAGGUGAUAGCGCAUCAAAAGCAGCAGGCAUUGGUGGUGAACUUUCACCAGCACUUUCAAAUCGCUUUAUAACAAUAUAUAUGCCAUCAUUAAAACAAAUUGAGUCUGAAUCUAUGAAUGAAUCACUUAAUGAAAUAAGUAUGAUUGUUCAAAGAUUGUUAGGAGAUUCUUCUGACAACAUUACCAUAGCUGCUUCAUUAUGGAUGGAACUUCGCAAAGUUGCUGAUCAACAUGGACAGUCACAAAUUUUUAGUUUUCGGACAAUGAUUCGAUUAUUCGAUUGUACAUACAAACUUCGAGCUCAUACACCAGAACUGACUUUAAAGGAUGCUCUUUAUCAUGCAUUUGUUGCUACGAUUCAAGAACAAAUUAAUACAACUAAUCAAUUGCAUAAAAUACUAGAUGAAGUUGCUCAUAAACAGCUUCAAAUAGCUAGUGACACUGGAACUCAAACAAAACCGAAUUUAUCAAAAUUUUUCAAUAAAAACGAAAGUUCUUCGGAACAUGUCCUAUCAAAUAAUCGUCUUCUUCAUGCAGAAACCUGUGGAAAAUGUAUUAUUAGUAAUUAUCCAGUUCUAUUGGAAGGUCCACCAGCAGUUGGUAAAACAUCACUUAUUGUGCAUUUAGGAAAAAAAUUAAUGGGAACAGGUAUGAGACUUGAACGAGUCAAUAAUUCUAAUACAACAUCUGUUCAAGACUAUAUUGGAUCACUUGUACCGUUUGGAACACAUUUUGAAUUUCAACCUGGUUCUCUUGUACGUGCAAUGAAAGAUGGACAUUGGUUUUUAGCAGAUGAACUUAAUUUAGCUGAUCCAUCUGUAUUAAGUAUUAUUUUAACAGUUCUUGAUCGAGGUGAAAUUCGUAUACCUGGAACUGGUGAAUUUAUUCAAGCUCAUGUACAAUUUCGAUUUUUUGCCACACAAAAUCCAGCUGGAUCUCAAUUUAAAGGUCGUAAUCGUUUACCACCUAUUUUACGUAGUCGAUUUAUGGAAGUACAAGUAGAUGAUUUUACUCAGGAGGAGCUCGUUAAUAUUUUAAAGAAACGUGUUGAAAAACCAUUGAUUGGCAUUCCAAGAUUAAUUUCAAGUAAUAAACUUUCUAUGCAUCCUAAUAUUGCAACUGUCAUGGCAUCUAUGUAUGUUACUCUUCGAAAUAAUCCAAAUCUACGCAUAACAAUGCGUGAACUUAUAAAGAUAGAUCGUCGUGCUUCAAUGUUUUCCAAUGAUCCAAACAAUUGGAAUUUUGCUGCUGCAUCAUUGUUAUUACCAAAAUUAAGUAUAUCUUCAACGCAGUUUGAUAUUUUAACUCAAUUAUUAGCAAAAGAAUGUAAGCGUGAUUUAAAUUUCUUUAAGACUCAUCCAACACCGCAUAUAGAACAGAAAUCAAAUGGUGUUAGUUUUAUUCUUGGACAAGUACAAAUUUUUGUUGCAGAUGCUCAGUUAGAACGAUCUGAUCUAUUCAAGAAUGGUUCAUGUCCACCAAUAUCAUUUAAAAGGGCACUUGCACACGUAGCUUUUGCUACAAAAGCUCGAGAACCAAUUUUGUUGAUAGGUCCAACUAGUUUCAAAACAUUAUUGGUUAAAACAUGGACACAAAUUACUGGAAGAAACAACUUAUUACAAACUGUUCAUCUAACUGGCGAAAGUGAUGCAAGUGAACUUAUUGGACAAAUGUAUCCAUAUUCAUUUUUUGCAACUUUAUGUGAAUUAGUAACACUUGCUAAAAUUGUUCUUGUGCGAUCUGCACUAAUAGUUUCGACAAAAGAUAAUGAUAAAGAAAAAAGUUUACAAGAAGAAUGGAAAGAUUUAGAACAAGGAUUAAGUUAUCACAUUUCUGAUUUUGAAA
This is a messenger RNA of Rotaria sordida, 5785 nucleotides long. The record is from the annotation of a GenBank genome assembly. Lineage: Eukaryota; Metazoa; Rotifera; Eurotatoria; Philodinida; Philodinidae.